UUUCUUUUUUUUUUCUUUUUCUUGUUAUUGCUUUUCUUUACUAAAGAACAUAACGAUAUUCAGAAUAUAUAUAAAAUAAUAUGGGUAUAAAACAAUCUCGACAAAAUUUAGUAUCCAAUGAAACUUAUAGAAGAGAAAGUACAGCUACACAGCAAACAUUAACUAUGAAUUCAAUUCGUUCUCGAUCAGUCAAUUCAAUCAUUAUCGAUGGUCGACAUUAUUAUUAUGAUGAAAAUAAUACUUCCAUUUUACCAAGAGAUGAACUAGAACAAGACAGACUUAAUUCUCAACAUUUUUCGUUAAAAGCAUUAUAUGAAGGUAAUAUCCUACCAUCAGUGAAAAAAUUAUUACCAGCAAAUGCAAAAGUAUUAGAUUUAGGCUGUGGUUCGGGAUGUUGGGUGAUGGAAAUGGCAGUAGAACACUCAGAUUAUCAAAUUAUUGGUAUUGAUGUAGCAGAUAUGUUUCCAACUACGAUUCGACCUGAAAAUGUGAAAUUUGAAUUAUACAAUAUUCUAAAUGGAUUACCUUAUCCUGAUAAUUCCUUUGAUUAUAUUCAUAUGCGUUUAUUGAUCACUGGUCUUCGAUCAGAGGAUUGGCCAAAGACGAUUGCCGAAAUAUAUCGGGUAUUAAAACCAGGUGGAGUUGUACAACUAGUGGAAUCAGAUUUCACUGAAAAAGCAGAUAUUCAAACAGUUGAAAUAUUUAACACUGAAUUUAGGAAAGCUUUAGUAGAAUUAGGAUUAGAUCCCUGGAUAGGCUCAAAAUUAGAAAACCUUUUGACUGAAACUAAUUUUGAUGUGAUAGAGAUUAAUCAAAAAUAUUUAGAUUAUAGUUUACCGUUGGAUCCAGUUGCAAAGGAAAUGUUAAUUAAUUGGAAAGGUGCCAUGUUAUCAAUAAAACCAAUACUCGCUCAACGAUUGAAUGCAGAUAAUGAAAAGUAUAAAACAAUUGUUGAUAAUUAUAUAGAAGGAAUAACACAAGCUGGUUGGAAAGUGAAAAUGUGGGCUCUUUGUGGACAAAAGCCUGUUUAAAUAAAAUAAAUGAAAUUAAAUUUUUGUAACCAUG
Molecule: messenger RNA, 1065 nt
Organism: Cokeromyces recurvatus
Lineage: Eukaryota; Fungi; Mucoromycota; Mucoromycetes; Mucorales; Mucoraceae
Product: S-adenosyl-L-methionine-dependent methyltransferase
Exons: 8
Coding region: 81-1031 (316 amino acids)
Molecular function (GO): methyltransferase activity
Source: RefSeq, a predicted model, not a curated record